This is a messenger RNA of Trichosporon asahii var. asahii CBS 2479, 2214 nucleotides long. Its product is annotated as heme binding protein. Gene Ontology annotation, molecular function: protein binding; heme binding. NCBI's taxonomy places the organism in Eukaryota, Fungi, Basidiomycota, Tremellomycetes, Trichosporonales, Trichosporonaceae. The transcript has 5 exons. The coding region runs from base 1 to 2214 and encodes 737 amino acids. The record is from RefSeq and is a predicted model, not a curated record.
AUGAGCUGGCCGAAGCCGGCGGAUGAUGUCGAGGAAGACGAGGAAGACCUCGACAAGCCGCCCCAGUUCCCGUUACCUGGAAGUGCGCAGCGUUCUGCUCCUGCGCCGAGCUCAGAGUCCGCGACGCCACCAGCGCCGGCACUCGAACUUGCCCCUCCGUCGCCUGAGCGCCAGCGAUCAGCGUCGCCGCCAAGCGAUCUGAACAUUGCGAUCCUCCCCGAUCCUAUUCCCCUCGGCAACAUGGCCCCGCCACCAAGUACGACCUCGCGCCCUGCAUUCGGCAUGAAGGCUGGCGGCGGACUUGGUCCACCAGCGUCAGCUGUCACGCAGAACGGCGGACUCGGCGUACCCGCGGCCAAGCCGGCUGUAGUAAAGAAGGAGAAGAAGGGUCGAGGGAAGGUCGCCCUCGGACCGGGAUGCUCGGCGCUCGACUGGGCACGACUGACGCAGAGCGGCGAGAACCUGCGCGGUGUUGAGGGUGGCCUGAUUCGAGUCACGAAGGAGGAGCUCGCGAAGCACAAAACGCAUGACGACGCUUGGAGUGCGUUCAACGGAGCCGUCUACAACAUCACGCCGUACCUCCGCUUCCACCCCGGUGGGGAGGACGAGCUGAUGCGUGUGGCUGGAAGAGACGGGACGAAGUUGUUCACCGAGCCCGAUGCGCUCCUGGCUUUAGGUCAAGUGAAUCAACGCCUGCACGCGAUUAGUCAAGCUCCGAUCCUUUGGGUGCGUCUCUUCUCCGCGGCAGGGUAUACGCUUGACCCCGAAUCUGUGCCGAAACUCGUCGCUGCGAGGAGUCCACCGGGCAGAUGGAAGGGAGGCAAGUGGCUCGCGGGUAAUGGGAAAGAGGAGGGCUGGAGUCUCUGGCCCUCCGCCUGGCUCGGACGGUUGAAGCGGCGCCGUCUCCCUGGAGCGGGUACUCCACCUGUCAAAUCCCAGCCGCCCCAAUCGAGUCCCGAUACCGAGGACCAGAUUCCUGUCCACUGGCCUACACUGUUCCGAUCCCGACAACUGGCCCAGGAGGAGUCAGAAGCUCGCGGUCCGCAUCCACUCUACAAUCCCGCCCGUGACGCCAGCAACCCCUUCCAUCCCUCGCACUUUAGCCGCCCCUCUCGCCCGCCAUCGGGGAACGAGUCUGAGGACGAGUUCGACGACUCGGACGCCAUGGUUGUGUACCCGAAACAACUGUGGCAAUUGCGCGACCACACCGCCAAAAUCUACUCCUGUGCGGUUCGGGGCAGGUGGCUAAUAACGGGCGCGAGGGAUAAGUGCGUGAACAUCUACCGUCUUCCGAAACUGCCCAACGACGGUAGUAAGCCGACUGCAGGGCCCGAACUCGUGCUCAGAGAAAAGGUGCACGGCAGCUCCGUGCUGCACCUCGACUUCAUCCUCGACGUGAACUCGAUCCGAGGCGCGGCGGCUGAGGCGGGGCUCGACUUUCCCUUCAGCGACGGGAAGAACAGAGGUCUGCUCGUGACCAGUGCGACCGAGACGGUGUACACUUGGGACAUCCUUUGGCCGUCGUCCAAUACGCCGACGGUGAACGAGAAUGGAGAACCGAUCAAACCCCCAGCUCCGCGACUCAGGAAGAGGGCGACGCUGCUCGGGUCCGAGGCGCCCGUCUCCGACGUCAAGCUGCACGGACCCUGGGUGUGCGUCAUGUAUGUGAACGGCCUGUGCCGUGUGUAUUCGGCGACAGCGGCCGGCGACGCGAUCCCAUUGAGAACGGUGUUUGGGGGCGAGGGCUGCCACCUCAUGGCGCUGCAUGCUGGCCGGGUCCUGCUCGCCGGAGACGAGAGGACGGUCGAGUUCGACCUGCACUCCGGGCGCGAGAUGGGCCGCUCAAAGCGGAAUACGGCGGGCAGGGUGACGAGCAUGGACUGGGACGGCGAUCACACGGCCCUCGGCACCGCGCACGGCACGCUUGAGCUUUCGCGUCGCCUCGGUCGCCACACACUGGUGCUCAAUGGAAGCGGACAGCUGGUCCGCCGCGUCCUCCUCGAUCCUGGCAGCAACACGCUCGUAUCUGCGGGAUACGAAGGCAGGGUUGCGUUCUGGGACCUCGAAGCUGGCGAGAUGCGCCGUGCGUAUGAUCUGCAGUCUGGGCCUAUCUUUGGUCUGGCCAAGGAUGGGAUGUGGCUUGUCGUAACUACGGCGGACCGAGUCAUCGUCGUCGCUUACGGUACUGGCCUGCCGUAUGCUGGUUUAUUCUGA